AUGUGGGUCGGAGGAUCGUUCAACUGUAUGGUAUUGGCUUUGAAUCGAGUUGUUGAGAUGACUCCUUCAGCUAGUAUGCUUGGCUUUUUGUUCAGAGGAAAGCUACUUCUAUCAUGGAUUGUCUUAUCGGAGGUCUACAUGGCGACUCUACCGUUCAUCUCACGGAUACAUCCUUUCAACUCAGUAAUCGGCACUUACAUAAUAUCGCCAGUCAUUACCGAUAACGCUAAUCAAGAAACAUCUCAAUUUGCUCAUCUUUUUGUGCCGUCAUACAAUGUAACCGUGGUAUUCGUGCUACUAAUAUUAUACUCAUUUCUUUGCUUCAAUAUUGUCAAAAUGCGUAGUCUUGUGAAAGGCGGCAAUUACAAGUUGCAAAUACAGUUAUUUACGCAAGCUUUAUUCAUUUGUAUGACCACUGCAAUGACAGCGCUACUUUACGCUUGGUUAGGGUUUUUUCCUGCACCACCCGCAAUGGCAGUUGUACCGCAUAUUAUUUGGCAAUUAGGUCACGGUAAAUAUUUCGAGAUCAUUGACAAGCAAAAAAUCGAAAUCACUAUGUUUGAGAUAUCUUCUAUAUGA
Molecule: messenger RNA, 579 nt
Organism: Haemonchus placei
Lineage: Eukaryota; Metazoa; Nematoda; Chromadorea; Rhabditida; Trichostrongylidae
Source: the annotation of a GenBank genome assembly